CUCUUUUUUCUCUUUCAAACUAAGAAUAUGUAUUAUUAAGUUUAAAAUGUUAAGAGGUACAAAAAACCAUUCGCCAUACAAAAUGCCUUAAGAGAAGAACAACACCAUGGCCCAAGUACUCUUCUUCUUCUUCUUCUUCUUGUUCAUGUCCCUAACUUUCGCUUUGUUUCUGUUUAGAGAGAUGUCUUGUGAUAGAAUGUAGGAUAAUUCUGUGAAUAUUGGCAUGAUGUUGAAUUAUAUGAAUCAGAAAGGUAUGGAUUGCCGAUCAGGCCAAGACUCGAUCUUCUGGAAGUAAUCGACAGGCAAGACACCAACAAUGCCUUGAGUCAAAAUCACUUUGUUGUCUGAAAUGUAGAACGCAAUCCCAUCUUCAAGAGCUUUCUUGAUGUGGAGGAAGAUGAUAACAUUUACAUUUCUUCUCACGCCACUAAUCACUUCACCAUCUGUAGGUAAUCCACAAGAGAAGUGAACAUGCAUUCUAUUCAUACGCUUUAAGCCCGAUGCUAAGAUGGAUUCUAAAUUCUUCCUAUAAGUUCCAUGUACACACACUGGAGCUUCUUCUGGUGACAAUAUUGGUUUAAGUAACUUCUCUGACUCAACCGUCGUGAUUGAGUGGCCUUGAUUAGCGCGAAUCAAGAGCUCUCCAUCCUCAUCGAUGAGGCUAAACCGUUUUUUAUUGUCCCUUGUCACAGCCUCUCUAAUUUCAUCAAUCGUGUGUGAAUUUAACUGAAUAUUUGCACAAGUUUUCAAAUUCAGGUUGAGUAAAUCUUCAACUUUAACAAAACCAUCACCUCUCAUGUUCAAUCUCAGCUCAGUAGCCAUAUGUCGCAAUAUUCUCGUCAAGAUUCGUCCAAGGGCAUCGAUUCUAUCCACAAAGAUCAUUGCAUAUUAAGGAAAAGCAGCAGCUAGAUUCACCCGUUUCACUGCACGUAUCGUCCUCAAGUGCUCCUGAAUUUGCCAGAAGAGAGCUUUCCCAGAGGAAGGCGUGUAGUUUUUUUCAUCAUUCAAAACCUGAGAGAGAAGUUUGUUGAUUGUUAGAUUCUAGAAACCGCGUUGCUAGGGUUUCGAAUCACCCAAAUUGAAAUGAAAAAAAAAAAAUUGUGUUCUUGCUUGUCUGUUUAUUUUGGUUUAUUUACAAUUCAUUCCGGUUCAAUGUUAGGCUUUCAUUAACCGAUUUAAUUAUUCUUCCGGUUUAAUCAAAAACAAUUAUUCUUCUUCUUUCACAAUCUCUCCUGUGUUAUUUACGCCGACUCAAAGAACCCAAAGCUCUUGGAGGAGGUGAUCUUCUCUUCUCAGAUCAUCUUCUACUCUUGAGUAUACCCUUCCUUUGAAGAUAAUUCCUAGUUUGGGACUUAUCCUUACUUCUCCGGGAUUUCACUUUAAUCCACCGAAGAGUUUUGACAUCUGAAUUGUAUUGUUUUGGGUGUGAUCCCGAUAGAAUUCGAGGGUAGGAAUCGGAAAGUAGGGUGAUUUGGUUUAGAAGAAGAAAGAAAUGGAGGGUUUUGUCGAUCACUACAUUGUUCUAGGUUUAGCUUCUGGAGAGGAAGCUCUGAAGCUUACCGAGAAGGAGAUUGCAAAAGCAUACAAGUUGAAAGCUUUGGACUUGCAUCCUGAUAAACGCCCUGAUGAUCCUGAUGCCCAUGAGAAAUUUCAGAGGCUUAAGACAUCUUACGAGGUUCUCAAAGACGAGAAAGCCCGGAAGCUGUUUGAUGAUCUUCUUAGAAUCCAGCGUGAGAAACAACAUAAGAAAUCGCAAGUAGAUUCCAAGAGGCGUAAGAUGAUGUCAGAUCUGGAGGAAAGGGAGCGUUCUGCUUUUUCUCCUAAUCCUUCCGCUAGAGCUUAUGAUGAAGAAGAGAGAAUCGCUAGGAAGCUUAAGGAGGAGAUAGAUAGGAUACGUGCAAGACAUGCGAAGAAGAAAAGUGGUUUCCAAACUCCAGAGAGUAAUGUAGAUGAAAAGAGAAAAGAAGAAAGAAGUGGUGCUGGAGCUAGUGUUCAACUCGAUAAAGAGAGAAUGUUGAAGGUUUCUUGGGAAAAAAGUGGUGAAGGGUAUACAGCUGGAAGGCUAAGAGAAGUGUUUUCUGAGUUUGGUGAGGUUGAAGAUGUUGUUAUUAGGAGUACCAAGAAGAAAUGUUCUGCUCUUAUUGUAAUGGCUACAAAGGAUGGAGCUGUUGCAGCGACGAGGACAUUGUGUGGCAAUCUUUCUAAUCCAUUGUUGGUUGUACCUCUUCAGAAAGCAGCCCAAACUGAUUUUCUGACGGCUAAGAAAUCUGCAGAAGCAGAACCGCAGAGUAACAUAGUAGGUGCCGGUCUUCAAGCUUAUGAAGAUGCCGUCAUGCAAAGACUGCUACAGGCGGCUAUGGACCAGAAAAAGCGAGGGGUUUAAGCCACAUGAUCAAGAACAAAGCUCCUUCAAGACCAAAGUGAUAAAGAAUAAAGCUCUGCUUCAUGAUUAAGAAUUAAGCUCCUUAUACAUUGUUUGUGUACAUCCAAUCUCAUAUCAGUUGUUGUUGUAGAAUUUAAAAUUCUAACUCUUCUCGAAAAAAAAAAUGCUUCGUAUCAUCUUCAGGAGAGCUUUCAAUUUGUACCGGAAGUCUUUUUCAAACAAGUUUUUGUUUUGAAGAAAAUUUUGGAUUUGUAUAAUAUUCCUUUAUCUAGUUUCAUUUGGAAUUCUGUUGUAGAUUUCAUGUGUUUGUCCAUGAUUUCACCAAAUAUCUCAUUUAUUUG
Molecule: messenger RNA, 2724 nt
Organism: Arabidopsis thaliana (thale cress)
Lineage: Eukaryota; Viridiplantae; Streptophyta; Magnoliopsida; Brassicales; Brassicaceae
Product: DNAJ heat shock N-terminal domain-containing protein
Exons: 4
Coding region: 1493-2383 (296 amino acids)
Molecular function (GO): RNA binding; nucleic acid binding
Source: RefSeq, marked reviewed